Messenger RNA from Neoarthrinium moseri, 1374 nucleotides. RefSeq lists its product as uncharacterized. The record is from RefSeq and is a predicted model, not a curated record. Lineage: Eukaryota; Fungi; Ascomycota; Sordariomycetes; Amphisphaeriales; Apiosporaceae. The transcript is spliced from 2 exons. The coding region runs from base 1 to 1374 and encodes 457 amino acids.
AUGUCAAGAAGACAGUACACCCAUGAGUCAAACCACACGACAAGCACGCGAGAUUCUCACAGGAGUGCUGAGUCACACGACUCCCGGAGUACGGCGCUGAGCUCGCUCUAUGACAGCCCAAGUUCCACGAAGGCGUCCAGUUCCAAGGCCCCCAAGUACUUUCCUGACCGGUACGAUGUGGAUCUAUCCCCGUCGACAAGUCUGUAUCCGAGAUCCUCAGUUGAGACGUACUCUUCACGCGUUUCCGCCGAGGAGUUCGAGGACCCACACAUGAAUGACAUGGUGGAUGAGACGGAGGAGGUUCCCACUUUGCCAGUGUAUCGACAUGAGAUAGCCGACGCCAACGUGCGGCCGUCGUCACCAGACGACUUUGCCUCUCUCUUCCCCAGCCUGAAUCGACUGUCGAUCAGGCAUGACGACUUCACACCAGAUGGCAACAUGAACCUGCGAGUUGACACGGUGGUGUCAGGCCGCAGGAGGAGGACCGUCCAGUUGUUCCACCUGCGCAUGUACGACCUCAACAAGCGCGAGUUUUCCCUUCGGAGAUACUGCCGAGAUUCUGGCCGGGAGGUCUGCAACUCGAAACGCAAGUAUAACGAUCCAACGACCCAAAGCCGCCCCAGCUUGCAACGCUCAAUGUCGAACGCCAUGAAGUCACUUGGACGGCCGCAGCUCAAACGGACGGCUACAGGCAGCUCCGUGUUCUCCACCAGAAGCCGGCCAGGCACAAGCUACUCUACCGCGGAUGCCGAUGAUGAGUUCAACGAGGCCUUCAGCCACGCCGUCUCCCUUGACAGUAUGCCAAAGGCACGUCAGGUCGCAACCAACAGCAUCAAGCUAGAGUUCUCAAACUAUGCCCGGGUUGACGUUCAACGUCGUGGCCACAAGACCUCGAAGCGCUACGAAUUCGACUGGUGGGGUCAUACCUACAUCUGGAAGAGAGUCACGGACAAGUUGACGGGUGUUGUAUCUUUCCACCUCUUUCGGGAUGGUAGCCACUCUGCACCCAUCGCCCACAUCGUGCCUGAGACCCGGUCACCGAACCAGGUGGCGGCAGACAACCACGCCGGCGGAUGGAUCCCUCCUUGUCACAUGUGGUUGACAGAUAAGAACCUUGUCAAUGCCGUGACUGACGUUGCUGAUGUCGUCGUCGCAACUGGGCUCAUGGCGCUCGUUGAUGACUGCAUCAAAGGGCGCUGGGGAACCAAGCGACCCCACCGCAUCGGCCUCCCCAUCAGAUCCAAAACCACGGACGACUUCGAGCAAGUCGCUCCGAAGGGGCUUGUGCAACGCAUAUUCUCCCGUCGAUAUUCGGAGCAUCACCCAAGUCCUCCCCGAAACAUCCACCAACACCAUCCAGUGCAAGCCUACUAG